Messenger RNA from Diaporthe citri, 2001 nucleotides. RefSeq lists its product as uncharacterized. The record is from RefSeq and is a predicted model, not a curated record. Gene Ontology annotation, molecular function: ATP binding; ATP hydrolysis activity. Bases 1 to 2001 code for a protein of 666 amino acids. Lineage: Eukaryota; Fungi; Ascomycota; Sordariomycetes; Diaporthales; Diaporthaceae. The transcript has 4 exons.
AUGGGCUCCGUGGGAACUGAUACUGCCAAAACGGCCCCUUCUCUUCCAGAUGCGGUAGAGAAUGCUGUGACGACUUUGUAUCGACAUGACUGCGCGAAUGAGGACGGCUAUGGAGAAAAGUGUCCUCCAAGGUGGUCCAAGUUUGCGAGCCACGAGGAUGACCAGGCUCAUCUCAACAACUCGAUACAAAGCGACCCCAUCAUUCAUCGCCAUUUCUUCAACAAGGACGAUAAGAAAUGGGUGACCGAGUCUUUCACGGUCCAGGACCCGUUGAUGCGCAGUCAUCUUCGUGUUGCAUUGGCCAACUAUCAGGACUUCGACCUGGAGCUCAAGAACUGGACAUUCAAGGAGCCAUUCUCCCCAAUCGUCCACCGCUGGGACCGUCUCAAUGCUCUGUGCGAGAAGACCACAGAGGUCAACGCCAAGAAAGCCAUCGACCAGCUGAUGAAGUUCCUGGGACCAAUCCUGGCUCCCUCAAUUGGAUCUCUCAUCCAGACCAAGGCAACGGGCAAGGUCGACUUCGAAAACGUCUGGCAGAUCUUUCCACCUGGCGAGUUCGCUGUCACGUCUUUCUUCGGAAUCCAGGCGGUCACUCGUAUCCUUCGGUACGAGCUGAUUCGACCACGUUGCGAUCCGCCGUACUGGCAAGUUGAGUUUGAGUACCUCGACUGGAACGGCGAGCGUUGCGGCUAUACUUCGGCGAAGACCAAAAUCAAGUAUUUCGAUGGCAUGAAAUUUGUCACCAGUCUACCAGUCUCUUCCGCCACGGAGAUCAAGGAACGACUCACGGCAAGAGGCCGCAAAUUUGAGAGCCUCAGAGGCUACCACUUCAGGACCUGCACCGGAACCAAGAUUCUCCUUGAGACCAAGUGUCCUGAGGAGCGGCCCGUCGCUGGAAGGGUCAUCAUUGACGCGUUCGCCUACUACUCGAGCAAUAACAUCGUGAAGCCCAACCUUAGGUCCUUGGAAGCUACGGAGGUAGCCGAGGUCGUCACGGAUGCAUCUGAAAGUGAUGAUGAGGGCGAGAAUGACGACGACGACGACGUACGGUCUGCGACCAGCUCCGAGGACUCCGAGGGUAGCCUCUCUGAGCUGACGGCCGUCAAGCCCUCGGGCGGAUCUUUGAAGCGGACUGAAAACAUCCAGCCUCUCACCGACGAGCAGUGCCUCCUCGCGUCUCCCUGGCUCAAGGGUCUGGACCUCAAGACCAAGGACUGGGCCCAGUUCAACGUUGAUGAGCUUAACGAUAUUGUCUGGAAUGAGGCUGCGUUUGACCAUCUCGUCCUCCCUGGGAACGAGAAGGAGCUCGCGUGGGCUUUUGUGGAGAACAAGGCUCUGUCGAACAACCAGUUUGACGACUUCGUGCCCGACAAGGGCCGUGGUAUUAUCAUUCUCAUGUUCGGACCUCCUGGUGUCGGCAAGACAUACACAGCCGAAGCCGUCGCCGAGAAAUCGCGCGUGCCGCUGUACGCGAUGAGCGCAGGCACGCUGGGUACCAAGCCGAAGCAGAUCGAGGCAGCUCUCGAGCGGGCCCUGGAGCUCUGCAGGCUCUGGAAUGCGAUGCUCCUCCUCGACGAGGCAGACGUCUUCCUCAGCGCCAGGACCGACACGGACCUGGCCCGCAACGAGCUCGUGGCCGUCUUCCUGACCAAGCUCGAAUACUACCAGGGAAUAUGCUUCCUCACCACCAACCGCAUCUCCAGCCUCGACCACGCGUUCCAGUCCCGGGUCGACCUGUUCCUCCCGUACCGUGACCUUAAGCCCGAGGCGCGCCGGCAGGUCUGGGACAAUUUCAUCAAGCGGGCGGGCGACAAGCAGUUCGAUGUCGACGCUGCGGGGUUGGAUGAUUUGGCGAACAUCCAGCUGAAUGGCAGAGAGAUCAAGAACCUGAUCAAGAGCGCGCACCUCUUGACGCUCAAGGGUGGCGAGAAGAUCACCAAGGACCGGCUCAAGAUGCUGGCUGAGAACCGCAUCAAUGCCCUUGAUGCACUGAGCGAAUAG